Molecule: messenger RNA, 1584 nt
Organism: Castor canadensis (American beaver)
Lineage: Eukaryota; Metazoa; Chordata; Mammalia; Rodentia; Castoridae
Source: RefSeq, a predicted model, not a curated record
CUUCUAGGACCAGCAGUGCCUUUUCUGUCCCAGGUUAGAGGGAACACCCUAGAAGUAGAGCCUGGGACCCAAGGAGGAGUAAGUGCUUGCCACGGGGGCACAGCGCUUUCCAGCCACAAAAGGGCUUCUCUGGACCUGGGAGAGGGGAGAGGACUGUCCUUCCCUUCCUGUCACUUGCUCCUAAUACUGCUCACAAUCACAGUCAUGAAGAGGAAAUGGGAGGGGGCACCGCGGCCAGCAGGCUUCAGACAGGAAGCCCGGGUUCUCGGCUUCAGGAGGCAGCAGCUGGGCCCGGGACCGCUCGGCGCUGGGUAAGCGCACCGCUUCGCUUCCCACGGGCGCACGCCGCCGCGGAUGGCUGCCUGCUGUCCUCCACCUGCCCAAGACGCCCGCGCCCACCCGCCAAGGGACAGCCGGAUCCGAUCGCCGCCCCUGAAGAGAAUGGAAGGGUUUCAGAAGAACAAAUAUGGAACUAUGGCUGCUGGUGUAGAAGAAAACUGGUUUGCAACACCUCCCUCAAUGAGAAUAAUCCUUGUGGGCAAAACAGGCAGUGGGAAAAGCGCAACAGGGAACAGCAUCCUCUGCCGGCCAGCCUUUGAGUCCAGGCUGGGGGCCCAGUCAGUGACCAGGACCUGCCAGGGGGAGAUGGGAACAUGGAAAGGGAAGAGCAUCCUGGUGGUUGAUACACCCUCCAUCUUUGACUCAAAGGCCCAGACCCAAGACAUGGAUAAGAACAUUGGGGACUGCUACCUACUGUCUGCCCCAGGUCCCCACGUGCUACUCCUGGUGACCCAGCUGGGGCGCUUCACAGACGAGGACACAGCAGCCGUGAGGAGGGUGAAGGAGAUCUUUGGAGCAGAGGCCAUGAGGUACGUGGUCAUCCUCUUCACUCACAAGGAAGACCUGGGAGGCGAGUCCUUGGAUGAUUAUGUGCUCCACACGGACAACUGCAGCCUGCGGGGCCUGGUCCAGGAGUGCGGGAAGAGGUACUGUGCCUUUAACAACCGGGCCACCGGGGAGAAGCAGCGCAAGCAGCUGGAGGAGCUCAUGGCCGUGCUGGAGGCACUGAAGCAGGAGUGCCAGGGCUCCUUCCACAGCAAUGACCUCUUCCUUCAUGCCCAGGUGCUGCGGCAAGACGGGGACAGUGUCUGCCCAGAAGACCACAGGCGCUACCUGGCCAACGUGAGGCUGCAGGUGCGAAAGCAGCAGCAAGAGCUGGAAGAGUGUGAGAGCAGCUGGAGGUUCAAGGCGCUCCUCAGAGACAGAAUCCGGAUGACUUCCCACAUCAUAAUAUCUGCCUUGCUUAUCAUAUGUGGUCUGAUUUUUCUUGCCAUUAUAAUUAACUUGGUCAUUACUCAGGGGAACUGAGCAUUUUCAUGUGACUUCUAUAAGCGACUCUUUCUUCUCAUAUUCUCUCGCUCUCUCUCUCUCUGUCUCUCUCUCUCCCCUCUAAUCCUCUUAAUCUCAUUCUCUCUCUCUCUCUCUGCACUUUGCUUUUCACAAUAUUGCACUCUCUGUUUAGCUUCCAUGCAUCAGACACAUCAAGCAUUGUCCUAGAAGUACUUUUAGCUCAAUAAAACCCAA